Aspergillus heteromorphus CBS 117.55 is the source of this 422-nucleotide messenger RNA. RefSeq lists its product as uncharacterized. The record is from RefSeq and is a predicted model, not a curated record. The coding region runs from base 64 to 384 and encodes 106 amino acids. Lineage: Eukaryota; Fungi; Ascomycota; Eurotiomycetes; Eurotiales; Aspergillaceae. The transcript is spliced from 2 exons.
GGUACGUGAUCCAAGAGCGCACUACUAAACAGCACAGAGAUCAUUGGCAUUCAAUCCCAGGGUAUGUGUUGUCACAAAACCUCUGAUCCCUGUCGGUCCCGGGAGGGCGGCAAAUCUUACCCACCUGUUCCUUGGCCUGCGCUAUUGAGGCACAAGCGAUGGAGGGGGGCAAUAGCGCCCGAUUACAUUGGUUUCCUACGCCCCGAGAUCUGGAAGAGAGUACUAGUACUUUCUUUUUUGGCCACCACGGCCACCACACCGUCGUGGCGAUUGUUGGCGUCAGGGGUUCGGCAAGAUAAACUCGGGAACUGCUUCCCUGAGUUCCGGAUGAGAUUCCGGAAAUGUGCUGAUCAAGGUUAUUCCCAUUGCCACCUGCCAGGUUAAGGAGCACUCAAGGACCCUUGAUCCUAGUCCUAGUCAAC